GCGUGAGAUGCACUUGUAGCCUAGCGGGUCCGGCUCCUCUUGGCAGGUGCUUGCUUGAAGCUCUGGCUGAGGAAAAUGAGCGUGAUGCUGUGGCGCUGGGAACAGAAUAACACGACCAUGAAAUUGAUUUAUACAGAUUGGGCCAAUCACUACCUAGCAAAAUCUGGCCAUAAACGUUUGAUAAAGGACCUACAGCAAGAUGUGACUGAUGGAGUUUUACUUGCUGAAAUCAUCCAGGUUGUCGCAAAUGAAAAGAUUGAAGACAUCAAUGGCUGUCCAAAGAAUAAAUCUCAAAUGAUUGAAAACAUAGAUGCGUGCCUGAGUUUUUUGGCUGCCAAAGGAAUAAACAUACAGGGACUGUCGGCAGAAGAAAUCAGGAAUGGGAAUUUAAAGGCCAUCUUAGGCCUUUUCUUCAGUCUAUCACGAUACAAGCAGCAGCAACAGCAGCCCCCCAAACAGCAUUCACAGCAUCACCCAUCCCAGCAACCUCCCUCAUCACCCCAACAAGUAGGGCCUCUAUCCCAGUGCCAGGCUGGAUUGCAAGAGCAGCAUCCACUUCAGGUGCCGGAUUCACCCCAAUCACAGUGCCAAGCCCAGCAAACUCCUCUUCUUCACUUAAAAGCACAACCAGAAAUGCAGUCCAGUGCUUCACCCAGGGACUCAUCUCAAAGCAAAAUCAUCCGAUUCACUCUUGGUCAGAAAAAGACUUCUAGACUUCCAGGUCCAACCACGAGGGUUUCAGCUGCAGGCAGCGAGGCAAAAACUCGUGGUUCAGUUAGUGCCAACAACCGGCGCAGCCAGAGCUUUAACAACUAUGACAAAUCCAAACCCACAAGCCCACCAUCACUUCUAUCAAACAGCAAUGAAAAGGAGCCAGCAGACAGUUUAGCCUCCCAGUUCACAGGAAUGAAUGAAAAUGCACCAUCUUCAGUUCAAAGCAGCAGUAGCAACAAUGCUGCCAGUUGCAAUAACUCCUCAGCCAUUCCCCAGCCUAGCACUGCUGUUAAACCCUGGCGUAGUAAGUCACUUAGUGCUAAGCACACAGCCACGUCUUCCAUAUUAUCAGUAAAGCAGCCAGUUCAAGAGUCUCCAAAGCCCCCUUCAGAGAUGGUCAAAACAACUCCCAAUGGUCAGAAAUCCAUGCUUGAGAAGCUGAAACUCUUUAACACAAAAGGUGUCUCCAAAGCAGGAGGGCCAUCCCUUGAAUGUCCAGGACCUCAGGAGACCAGUUGUGAAAGACUAGAGCUUCUUCCUAGCUUUGAAGAAAGUGAAGAGAUGGAUGCUGCAAAUCGGAAUGUGAACAACCCGGGACCAACAUCUAAUAGUCCCAAAAUUGCACUCAAGGGAAUUGCACAAAGAACUUUUAGCCGGGCACUGACCAAUAAGAAGAGUUCCCCAAAAGGCAGUGAAAAAGAAAAAGAGAAACAGAAAGAUAAAGAUAAAGAAAAGGAAAAAAACAAAGACAUUGCAAAGAGAACAUCCGUAACAGAGAAAACAGAGGUCAAAGAGGAGCCAAAAGAAGAACAGACCCCACCAGCUACAACAGAGAUGCCAAAAAAAUCCUCCAAGAUUGCAAGCUUUAUCCCUAAAGGUGGAAAGCUGAAUAGUGCCAAGAAGGAGGCUGCUGCCCCUUCGCAAAGUGGAAUACCAAAACCAGGAAUGAAAAACACCACAGGGAAAUCCUCAAGUGCCCCCAGUUGUUCUGCUAAGGAAGGAGAGAGAAGCCGCAGUGGGAAGCCUGCUUCAGGCCCAUCUCAUCAGAAGUCCCAGUUAGACAAUAGGAAUUCCGGUUCUAUGUCAAGUUUGGCCUCCUCUGAAGGGAGAGGGAUCACAGGAGUGCCUACUCUGACUACUAGCAGUAGCAUCCAGGCUGUCAAUGGGCCCACAAGUACCACACAGACCACAGGCAGCAAUACUGUGAGUGUUCAGCUACCUCAUCCACAACAGCAAUACAGCCACCCAAACACUGCCACAGUAGCACCAUUCAUGUACAGAUCACAGACAGACAAUGAAGGAAAUGUAACUGCUGAACCCAGCACUGGAGGGGUGAACAUGGGCAUGGAUUCUGCUCCGUACACAAAAACCGGACAGCCUAUUGUAGAAGAUCUUUCAGGGGAAGAUCCAGAAACCCGCCGACUGCGAACUGUCAAGAAUAUAGCUGAUCUCCGGCAAAACCUAGAGGAGACCAUGUCUAGCUUACGGGGAACCCAGGUCUCUCAUAGCACCUUGGAGACCACCUUCGAUACCAAUGUCACCACUGAAAUAAGCGGCCGCAGUAUUCUCAGUUUGACAGGAAGGCCAACACCCUUAUCUUGGAGACUUGGGCAGUCAAGUCCCCGCCUUCAGGCAGGUGAUGCUCCAUCAGUGGGCAAUGGAUAUCCCCCAAGAGCCAAUGCCAGCCGGUUUAUCAAUGCAGAAUCAGGACGUUACACCUAUUCAGCUCCUUUGAGGAGACAGCUAGCAUCUCGGGGGAGUAAUGUUUGCCAUGUGGACGUCUCAGACAAAGGAGGUGAUGACAUUGAUUUAGAGGGCAUCACUAUGGAUGCUACAGGAUAUAUGAGUGAUGGAGAUGUUCUGGGCAAGAACAUAAGGACUGAUGAUGUUACCAGUGGGUACAUGACUGAUGGUGGGCUGGGGCUUUACACUCGAAGAUUAAAUAGACUUCCUGAUGGAAUGGCUGUUGUACGGGAAACUCUGCAACGCAACACCUCACUGGGUCUGGGGGAUGCUGACAGCUGGGAUGACAGCAGUUCGGUCAGCAGUGGGAUCAGUGACACUAUAGACAACCUCAGCACUGAUGACAUUAACACCAGCUCCUCUAUCAGCUCUUAUGCCAACACACCUGCAUCAUCUCGUAAGAAUCUGGAUUCCCAGACUGAUGCUGAAAAGCAUUCUCAAGUGGAGCGGAAUUCCUUGUGGUCUGGUGAUGAAAUCAAGAAAUCAGAUGGGGGCUCAGACAGCGGCGUAAAAAUGGAGCCUGGAUCUAAAUGGAGACGGAAUACCUCUGAUGUGUCUGAUGAAUCUGAUAAAAGCACUUCUGGGAGGAAGAAUACAGUCAUUUCACAGACAGGUUCUUGGAGACGGGGCAUGUCGGCUCAAGUUGGCAUUACCACACCAAGGACAAAAACGUCAUCCACCUCAGGAACUUUGAAGACACCUGGAACAGGGAAAACUGACGAUGCCAAGGUGUCAGAAAAGGGUAGAAUUUCUCCCAAAUCAGGACAUGUUAAACGUUCUCCAUCAGAUGCAGGACGUAGCAGUGGUGAUGAAUCGAAAAAACCUCCUGCGAACAACUCUAGAACAGCUGCUGCCAAUACAAAUAUGUUUGGAUUUAAAAAACAGAGUGGGUCAACUGUUGGAAUGACCAUAAUAACAGCCAGUGGUGCAGCUAUCACCAGUAGAUCUGCUACUCUGGGCAAAAUCCCCAAAUCAUCUGGACUUAUGGGUAGGUCCACUGGUCGGAAGACUAGUGUUGAUGGCUCACAGAAUCAGGACGAUGGUUACUUAGCCCUUAGUACCCGAACCAAUCUUCAGUACCGAAGCUUACCUAGGCCCAGCAAAUCCAGCAGCAGAAGUGGAGCUGGUAAUAGAUCUAGCACCAGCAGCAUAGAUUCUAACAUCAGCAGCAAAUCAGCAGGCUUGCCUGUUCCUAAAAUGAGAGAACCGCCAAAAGUGGCUCUUGGAAGCUCUUUGACAGGCUUAGUCAACCAAACAGAUAAGGAAAAAGGAAUCUCGUCAGACAAUGAAAGCGUGGCCUCUUGUAACUCCAUUAAAGUCAACCCUGCAUCUCAGGUGGCUUCCAGCUCAUCCCAGAAUGCUCACCAGCAAGGAGUGAAGUACCCAGACGUGGCCUCCCCCACACUGCGCAGACUUUUUGGUGGAAAGCCAAGUAAACAAGCUCCCAUCACAACAGCAGAAAGCAUGAAAAAUUCUGUGGUCAUCUCCAACCCACAUGCAACCAUGAAUCAGCAGGGGAACCCAGAUUCUCCUUCGGGCAGUGGUAUUCUGAGCAGUGGCGGUAGUAGUCCCCUUUACAGUAAAAAUGCAGACAUGAACCAGUCUCCAUUAGCAUCUAGUCCCAGUUCAGCUCAUUCAGCUCCUUCCAACAGCUUAACCUGGGGCACUAAUGCCAGUAGCUCUUCUGCCAUUAGCAAGGAUGGCAUUGGAUACCAGUCUGUCAGCAGCUUGCACACCAGUUGUGAAUCCAUUGAUAUAUCUCUCAGCAGUGGAGGUGGGCUGAGCCAUAACUCUUCUAGUGGCUUGGUGGCAGCUUCUAAGGAUGACUCAUUGACUCCCUUUGUGAGAACCAACAGUGUUAAGACAACAUUGUCAGAAAGCCCUCUCUCUUCCCCUGCGGCUAGUCCCAAAUUCUGCAGAAAUACUUUACCCAGGAGGCAGGACAGCGACCCUCAUCUUGAUAGGAACACUUUGCCUAAGAAAGGACUCAGGUAUACUCCAUCAUCACAACUUCGUAAUCAAGAAGAGGCCAAAGAAUGGCUGCGUUCACAUUCUGCAGGAGGUCUUCAGGAUACUGUUGUCAAUUCUCCGUUUUCUUCUGGGUCCAGUGUAACAUCACCUUCUGGGUCUAGAUUUAACUUCUCCCAACUUGCAAGCCCCACCACAGCAGCCCAGAUAAGCUUGUCAAAUCUACCCAUGCUACGGACGCACAGUCUUUCUAAUGCAGAUGGCCCUUAUGAUCCUUACAGUGACACCCGGUUCCGGAACAGCUCAGUGUCACUUGAUGAAAAGAGCAGAGCAAUGAGCCGUUCUGGGUCAUUCCGGGAUGGCUUUGAAGAGGUGCACGGCUCCUCUCUCUCUCUGGUUUCAAGCACGUCCUCUAUUUAUUCAACGCCUGAAGAAAAGUGUCAGUCAGAGAUUCGCAAGCUAAGGAGGGAGUUGGAUGCAUCUCAAGAGAAAGUCUCAGCUCUGACAACACAGUUGACUGCCAAUGCUCACCUUGUAGCGGCGUUUGAGCAAAGCUUGGGAAACAUGACCAUUCGACUGCAAAGCCUAACCAUGACAGCAGAACAGAAGGAUUCAGAACUGAAUGAGUUAAGAAAAACUAUCGAACUACUGAAGAAACAAAAUGCUGCUGCUCAGGCUGCUAUUAAUGGAGUAAUUAACACACCUGAGCUCACCUGCAAAGGAAAUGGGACUGCUCAAACUGCUGAUUUGCGGAUCCGAAGACAACAUUCUUCAGACAGUGUGUCUAGUGUUAAUAGUGCUACUAGCCAUUCAAGUGUGGGAAGCAACAUAGAAUGCGACUCCAAGAAAAAGAAAAGAAAAAACUGGUUGCGUAGCUCCUUCAAACAAGCUUUUGGUAAAAAGAAGUCUCCCAAGUCAGCAUCUUCUCAUUCAGAUAUUGAGGAGAUGACAGAUUGUUCUCUGCCUUCAUCGCCAAAACUGCCUCACAAUGGCUCAGUUGUUUCUACCCCACUACUGAGAACUUCUCAUUCCAAUUCUCUGAUUUCAGAAUGUACUGAUAGUGAAGCAGAAACUGUCAUGCAGUUGCGAAAUGAGUUGAGAGACAAAGAGAUGAAGCUGACUGAUAUCCGUCUGGAGGCGCUGAGCUCAGCCCACCAACUCGACCAGCUUCGGGAGGCCAUGAACAGGAUGCAGAGCGAGAUUGAAAAACUAAAAGCAGAAAAUGACCGACUCAAAUCUGAAAACCAAGGCAGCUGCAGUAGGACCCAGUCUCAGGUUUCCAUUUCAUCCUCUCCACGGCAGUCUAUGGGUCUAUCACAGCACAGCCUAAACAUCACAGAGUCAGCUAGUCUUGACAUGCUACUGGAUGACCCUGGUGAUGGUUCUUCUCGGAAAGAAGGAGGCAGGCAUGUUAAAAUAAUCAUCAGCUUUCAGGAUGAAGUAAAGUGGAAAGAGGAUUCUAGACCUCGUCUCUUCCUCAUUGGCUGUAUUGGUGUCAGUGGAAAGACCAAAUGGGAUGUCCUGGAUGGUGUUGUUCGAAGGUUGUUCAAGGAAUAUAUCAUUCAUGUAGAUCCUGUGAGUCAACUAGGGUUGAAUUCAGACAGCGUUGUGGGGUACAGCAUCGGAGAAAUUAUACGCACUAAUACUGCAGAGACACCUGAAUUGCUGCCUUGCGGCUACCUGGUUGGUGAAAACAAUACCAUCUCAGUCACUAUCAAAGGCAUUAUGGAGAACAGUUUGGACAGCCUGGUGUUUGAGUCUCUCAUCCCAAAGCCUAUACUGCAGCGCUAUGUGUCACUGUUGAUGGAGCAUAGGAGAAUCAUCUUAUCUGGUCCAAGUGGCACAGGAAAAACAUAUUUGGCCAAUCGGCUGUCAGAAUACAUGGUGCUUAGAGAGGGCAGAGAGCUGGCGGAUGGUGCUAUUGCAACAUUUAAUGUGGAUCAUAAGUCCAGUAAGGAACUCCGCCAGUAUCUUUCCAACCUUGCUGACCAAUGCAACAGUGAGAAUAAUGCUGUGGAGAUGCCACUAGUUAUCAUACUGGACAACUUGCAUCAUGUUAGUUCCCUGGGAGAGAUCUUCAAUGGGCUCUUGAACUGCAAGUACCAUAAAUGUCCUUACAUUAUAGGAACAAUGAACCAGGCAACUUCCUCAACACCUAAUCUUCAGCUACACCACAACUUCAGAUGGGUGUUAUGUGCCAAUCACACUGAGCCAGUAAAAGGUUUUCUUGGCCGUUUCUUGAGAAGAAAACUUGUUGAAACAGAAAUUGGCUGCAGAAUGAGAAGUGCAGAACUGGUUAAAAUCAUUGACUGGAUUCCCAAAGUCUGGCAACAUCUCAACAAGUUCUUAGAGGCUCACAGUUCUUCAGAUGUUACUAUUGGUCCACGACUUUUCCUCUCUUGCCCAAUAGAUGUAGAUGGUUCAAGAGUGUGGUUUACUGACCUGUGGAACUACUCCAUUGUUCCCUAUCUGCUUGAAGCAGUCAGAGAAGGGCUACAGUUGUAUGGAAGAAGAGCCCCUUGGGAGGACCCUGCCAAAUGGGUAAUGGACACUUAUCCAUGGGCAGCCACCCCACAGCACCAUGAAUGGCCCCCUUUGCUGCAACUGCGGCCAGAAGAUGUUGGAUUUGAUGGGUAUUCCAUGCCACGAGAAGGUUCAACCAGCAAGCAAGUUCCACCCAGUGAUGCUGAAGGAGAUCCUCUGAUGAACAUGUUGAUGAGAUUGCAAGAGGCAGCCAACUACUCAAGCCCCCAGAGCUAUGACAGUGACUCCAACAGCAAUAGCCACCACGAUGACAUCCUUGACUCAUCUCUGGAAUCAACGUUGUGAUGCAAACCCAGCAGAAAUAGUUGCUUCCCAUUGUCCUGCCUUGCUUAGAAAAUCUAAUUGCCAACUUAGGAGAAUAACUGGUUUUUUGUCCAGAUGGACAUCUCAGUAUUAGAACUGCAAGAACAAUACAAACUUAUUCCACCCCACCCCCAAGUCAGAUUUGAAUAUGGGUGCAGGCAACCCACUUAAUGUUUUGUAUUGUGCUUUUAUUAUUAUUAUUAUUAUUAUGAUUCCUUUCUUAAUUAUAAGAACUGCACUAUUUAAUUUUUGUUCUUUGAUGUUGCUGUGAGCUCACACGCCUAAGACACUGAAUAGAUGUAAUUUUUUUUCAUAAAACAAUAUUAGUCCUAGUAAUUUUGGGGUGAGGGAGAAAGAAAGGAAAACGCUUGCCUUCAGAGCUAAGAAACAAAACAGCAUUGUGCCAUGUACUGUCUAGAAAGGAAGGAAAGGGGGUGAAUCUUGCCUAUGCUGCUUCUGACCAAACUCAUUCAGUGAUGGCUAAAUUCUUAUAAGCCAUCUUUGCAGGCUAACCUCAGCUACAGAUAGUACUGGUGCUAUAAUAUAAAAUAAUGUCGUAUAAUAUAAUAAAAUUCCAGAAAAGGCAAAGAACUGCAAAGCAAGGGAAUUAGAAAUAUUCAUACAUGAGUAUAUACAUACAUGAAAAAAAUUGUUCUCACCAUUUUUGAUCUUGACUUCUUUAUUUCAGACAGAGAUUCCUUUUAUUUAAGUAGAUACCCAGAUUAGGUUCAGUCCAUGGAAUACUGCUAGUGUUCAGCCUCUAAAACAAAAUGAAGAUGGCGCUACUGCAGAAUUUUGUGGACUGGGACAUGCUACCCAUAUUCUGCAUUCACUUUUGCUGCUCCUGUUCCCAUUGCUGAAGAGACAAGCCUUUUUAAAAGCUGAACAGCAGCUGAAUUCUUUAACUGUGGACCGAUACCUUAAAAAAGUGAAAGCAGGCCUCUAGCUAUGUACAUAGGUCUAUUUCUGGCAUUCAUACUUUUUCUUGGGAUACCAAACCAAUUACCUUAAAAAUCUGAAAAAAGUAGUGAUUGUUACACUUUGGUUCCUAAACCUAAUUAAAAAAAUGUUUACGUGACAGUGGUCAGGAUUCGAAGGACUUCUUACAUGUGUGGGCACUCCAUUGACUAUUUCAAUAUAAUUUUUCACUCUCCCAUCCCUCUGAAUAGCUCACCCCAUGCCAUGUUGUAUACUGUUUUUAAAAUUCCUUCAGUUUCAAGAAUGGUUUGCCACAAGGCAUGGAACGCUGCUGUGAUGAGGGCUUGUAGUCUUAACGGUGCCAUUCUAAGAAGAGGUACACUUGUAAAUCUCUGACCAGUGGAUAUAGAAGGGUGUAACUCUGCUUAGGAUGACAAGGUCAGAAAUAGAAUCUGCUUCUACCUAGGUAUAUACAGAAAUUAAGUAUUUCACUUGCUUGUCUAAUAUUCUGACACCUUAGAAGAAGCAUUUCUUACUUGUUUAGGAUAAGGUACCCUUUUCUCCUCUGAGUAGACAGUAUAGAAUUCUGUCCUGAUCCACUGAAAAUCUGGUCCUCCUUGUAAAGUUUAAGUGAGACUGGAACUCAUUUGCUGAUCAUAAAUGAAUUUCACCUAGUAAAAAGAGAAACUCAGAUCUUCAUCUUUGUCCUGGAAUUGUUUGAAUUUUUUUGCCACGGCUUUUAGAACCUUUGCUUGUUAAUAUCUCACUGAAUCAAUUUAAGCUUUUACUCUUGUGAAAUAUAUUACAGACUGCCCACUUUUCUAAUGAUAAGUUGAUGUCACAGUUGAAUUACGGCAGACUUUGAGUCAAGAAGAAUUGUCUGUGUAAAGAUUUCCGUUUCGAAAGAUCCCAUUAUUGAACCAUGGCCAAGCAGCAACCCCCCCCUUCUCAUCUUCUCCUCUCCCUUCUCCUCUCCAAACGCACAGGAUAAAAGGUCAUUGUUUAGGCUUGGUGCUUCUGCUGAGAAACAAGGACACCUCACAAAGAAUUGCACUCUUUUAAAAAAAAAAAAUGACAAAGUCGGAAGAGAUACAGCAGUGACCAAUCAGCUGUCUCAGGCUGUACCUCAACUAGAGCUGCAGUCCUCAGCAGCGUCCACACAAGCAAGCCUUUUCAGCUAUCUUUGGGUGCUGAUUUUGUAAAGCGAUGCCUUACUUACUUUCUACGAAUUGUGUUAGAAUUCCAUUAGUGCUGUAUGCGAUCGGCUUGUUUAUUUAAACAAAACAGGGCUAAAGAUGUCAUCUCUUGGAAUAUAAUAAGUUGCUGUGAAUAUUGUUUGUAAAAAGAUAUGGUAUUUCUUUGUUUUUUUAAAAAAAUGUGACAAUAACUGAAAUAAGGGAUUAAAAUAGAGCUUUUUAGAAUUUCCA
This is a messenger RNA of Eublepharis macularius, 9617 nucleotides long. It is a transcript of the gene NAV2, whose product is annotated as neuron navigator 2. Gene Ontology annotation, molecular function: ATP binding; protein binding; ATP hydrolysis activity. The transcript is spliced from 38 exons. The coding region runs from base 76 to 7254 and encodes 2392 amino acids. The record is from RefSeq and is a predicted model, not a curated record. Lineage: Eukaryota; Metazoa; Chordata; Lepidosauria; Squamata; Eublepharidae. Gene Ontology annotation, biological process: neurogenesis; nervous system development.